UUCAGCGACAGGAGAAAUGAAAAAGUGGGCAGCGCUGCCGCACAAAAUCCUGCUGCCGCUCCGUCUUCAGACAGCCGUAAAAUCGUGGUUCGAGUAGAUCUCUGUGCAGAGAGCGCGAGUUUUCGGUGUUCACAGGAAAAGUGCAGUUUUCCGAUUAAAAGUCGCUUUUCAGUGUGAUGCUGACAAAGAGAAGGGCUGUUUUUGGACAGGCCGUCGAUCUGCCAGACCCCGAUCGUGCCAUUUGAAUUGCACGCGAAAUUAUUGGAGAAAUUUGCGGGCCUUAACAGCGCCAGUGUUCUACAUCAACUGGAAAAGUCACUCCACAACAAUGUUCGGUUCGGAAUCGCUGGCGAAACUGUUUGGCAGAUCAACGAGUUUUCUUCUUCUACUGCUUUACUUCGUCGAACCGUCUGCUUCAGAUGCCACACCCGAAGAUUGGGUGCCGAACUCGUUAAAUUUCAACUUGAAUGGGGAAGACAACACGUUCAUUUCGGCCUAUUUGAACGUCACCUUCAAGACUGAUCAUGGCUGGAAAUGGGACAAGACGGACGUUGGAAGAUAUGGAGGAAGUUACAUUGGUCCUGCCUACGGCCUGCUGGUCCAUGUCACAUCCAAACACGACCAGGCCGAUCAUUUCGGCUGCAUCUAUCCGUACGACAGCUCCAGAUCGGAUGGGAAACUUCCCCAUUCAGAACUUUUGUUCCAGGCACUCCAUGGAUCGCUCUGAUCAAGCGCGGAAAAUGCAACUUUGACGUGAAAGUGGACAACGCGUUUAAGAGCGGAGCUGGCGGCGUGCUGAUCUACAAUGACCGAAUGGCACCGACUUUGGACAAAAUGAAACUUACAAAUGAUCCAAG
Molecule: messenger RNA, 857 nt
Organism: Dendroctonus ponderosae (mountain pine beetle)
Lineage: Eukaryota; Metazoa; Arthropoda; Insecta; Coleoptera; Curculionidae
Exons: 4
Coding region: 329-727 (132 amino acids)
Source: RefSeq, a predicted model, not a curated record